Molecule: messenger RNA, 2386 nt
Organism: Linum tenue
Lineage: Eukaryota; Viridiplantae; Streptophyta; Magnoliopsida; Malpighiales; Linaceae
Source: the annotation of a GenBank genome assembly
CACCUCUUCUUCUUCCUCUUCCUACGCGUGCCACUACUAUAUAUCUGCUCCAACUCUAAGGUUUCCAAGAUCGAAAUUCCUGACGACACUGGUAGAUAAUCUACCUCGCCGGCGCAUAACGCGGCAUUCUUUAACUACCCGGCGGGAAGGGAAUAAUCCACGGCGUGAUCAGGAAUCGGAAUCGUACGAAUUGCAUUGCUUCGUCUUCUCUCUCUCUCUGUCUCUCUCUCUCUCUUUCUUGUUCGUCGCCUGUCAAGUUUUUUUUAUCAGGGUUUUUCCUGAGAAAGAAAUUAAAAGAAAAAGCAACCAUGGGAGGGUGCAUGUCUGGCGAUGUGAAAGGCGGGAAGCAAGCGAUUGGCGGAACGUACUUGGCGCCGAUCCCCCGCGACGGCGGCGGCGGCGGCCAUAACGACGCCGUCGAUUUCUUCUUUAGGGCUCGUGGCGCCCAUCCCCUUUUCUCCCAAAUCGAGUUGUCAUUAUCAGCGUCGAAGUUACUCGAUCGGGAUAUAACCUCCAAGAGCGACCCCAUGGCUGUUGUGUAUGCCAGAAAAAGUGAUGGGAAAUUGGAGGAAGUUGGUCGUACAGAAGUCAUCCUGAAUAGCUUGAAUCCUUCAUGGAUUUCGAAGGUCACGAUUGCUUAUCAGUUUGAGAUGUUGCAACCGCUAGUCAUACACAUAUUCGACGUGGAUACCAGUUACCAUAACAUACCUGUAAAGUCACUGAAUUUGAACGAUCAGGACUUCUUAGGAGAAGCCAAUUGCUUUCUCUCUGAGAUAGUGACCAGACAAAACCGUACAUUAACUUUAACUCUCAAGAGCAGAAGUGGGCAUGACACAUCCAGAAACUUAGGCACAGUCAGUAUUCAUGCUGAAGAAACAGUUGCUUCCAAGACUGCAGUUGAUAUUUCAUUCCGUUGCUCCCACUUGGAUAACAAAGACAUGUUUUCUCUAAGUGAUCCUUUCUUGAGAAUAUCAAGAAUAGUAGAGAGCGGAGGUUCAAUACCAAUAUGCAAGACCGAGGUUAUUAACAACAAUCUGAAUCCCGUCUGGAAACCACAGUGUCUUACGAUGCAGCAGCUCGGAAGCAAGGACAAUCCAUUGGUUAUUGAAUGUCUCGAUUUCAACAGCAAUGGAAAUCAUGUCCUUAUUGGUAAGAUCCAGAAAUCUAUCUCGGACCUGGAAAUCCUUCACAGAGAGAAAGCCUGUGUCAAUUUAACAAUGCCAUCUCAUCGCGGUCCCGAUAAGGUUUUGAAGGGGCAGCUAUUUGUGGAUAAUUUUUUGGAAAAAGAACAGCACAGUUUUCUGGAUUACAUUUCAGGUGGCUAUGAGCUCAAUUUCAUGGUUGCAGUUGAUUUCACAGCUUCAAAUGGAGAUCCAAGGCUAUCAGAUUCCUUACACUACAUCGACCCCUUUGGCCGCUUGAACUCUUACCAAAAGGCCAUAAUGGAAGUAGGGGAGGUCAUACAAUUCUAUGAUUCCGAUAAGCAUUUCCCUGCUUGGGGUUUCGGUGGGAGGACACCAGAUGGUGCAGUAUCACAUUGUUUUAACUUGAAUGGAAGUCCAACUGGCUUUGAGGUUAAUGGUGUUGAAGGGAUCAUGUCUGCAUAUACAGCUGCUCUGCACAAUGUUACUCUCGCAGGACCAACAUUGUUUGGACGGGUGAUCAACAAUGCUGCACAAAUUGCAGGUCAAUCACUCUCACACGACCACCGGAAGUACUAUGUGUUGCUUAUCAUCACGGACGGAGUCCUAACAGAUUUCCAAGAAACAAAGGAUGCAAUUGUGAAAGCAUCUGAUCUUCCAUUGUCGAUUCUCAUUGUUGGAGUAGGAAAUGCAGAUUUCACGCAGAUGGAGAUCCUUGAUGGUGAUAAUGGUCGUCGUCUAGAGAGUUCCACUGGGCGAGUGGCUACCAGAGACAUCGUACAAUUCGUUCCCAUGCGAGAAGUUCACAGUGGGCGGCUCUCUGCUGUUCAGGCUCUUCUGGAAGAACUGCCAGGCCAGUUCCUUACCUAUGUACGGGCUAGAGAUAUGAAACCGGGCCCUCGGCCGCAGCUCGCUUGAUAGAGGAAGGGGUCAUUCUAGUUGCAGACGUUGCCGACGAGCCAUAGAUAAGGAACAUAGCUUUAACAUGACCAAGUGUUGAUAUUAGUAAGUGAGAGUUUGGGUAUACGGCAGGAAUCUGUUUCUAGUAGUACCUGCGUUGUUCAACAAACAGCAAUAUUUUUGAGUAAAUACUUGGCAACGAAGGGAACGAAUGACUAAUGAGCAUAUCCCUAUUCUACAAAGGCUAUAUGAUUUAUAUCUUUGGUUGUUCUCAUUUAGUUAGAAUUUCAACUAAACAAGUUCAAAUACAUGAUGUCAAAGGCCUUGACACCAUAACUAGCAAG